AUGUCAGCAGAAGCAACACCCCCAAGAGUACUGACAAUUGCUGGCUCCGACCCGUCAGGCGGCGCGGGGAUUGAGGCCGAUAUCAAGAACACGUGUGGGGUGCGUGGGGUGCACAUUGUACCACCCGAAUUUCUGAGGAGCAGCUUGGAGGCCGUGCUGGAGGAUGUGGGCGUGGAUGUGGUCAAGACGGGAAUGCUGGCGGGAGAGGAGACGGUGAAAGUCGUGGCGGAGGUAUUGAAGAAGUAUAAGCUGGAGAGGACGGUUAUCGAUCCUGUCAUGGUCUCCACAUCUGGUUCAGAGCUCCUCCCGACCUCCGCCGUCGCAGCGUUCAUAGAGCACAUAUUCCCGCACACUUAUCUCCUGACGCCUAACAUACCUGAAGCUAAACUCCUCCUCUCAACACUCAAUUUUGCCGUGGACGCCGUUACCUCCGUCGAGACCGUUAUCGAGAUCGCAAAGGCGUUGCAAGCCCUCGGGCCUAAGAACAUCCUGUUGAAGGGUGGCCAUAUACCUUUUCGAAAAAUUGGAACAAAGUACUAUGUUGCGGAGAAGGAAGAGGAGAAGGAGGUCGUGGUUGAUGUGUUGGUGGUAGAAGGGGGCACGGCCGUGUGUGUCGAGAGUCCAUACGUGGAUAGCAAAAAUACGCAUGGGACGGGGUGCUCGCUGGCUUCAUCAAUUGCGGCGAAUCUGGCGAGAGGGUUCACUUUGGAGGACGCUGUGAGGGCAGCGUGCAAUUACAUUUCUGCGGCAAUUAGGACCUCAUUCUCAGGAAUUGGGAAGGGACAUGGCCCAAUCAAUCACCUGCACAGCAAUUAUGUUCUGCCAUUUGCGCCAGGACAUUUUGUAGACUACCUACUCAAUCACCCCAAGGUCAAGAGCCACUGGCACGACUACACGCACCAUGACUUUGUCAACCAAUUGGGUGCAGGGACGCUGGAUAAGGAGUGCUUCAAGCACUAUUUGAUGCAGGAUUAUUUGUUCCUUAUCCAAUUCGCCCGCGCCAACGCCCUCGCUGGCUACAAGGGCACAACCAUCAGCGACCUCUCCAAAGCAGCUACCAUCAUCCACUAUGUCGAGCGCGAGAUGACCCUCCAUACCAGCUACUGCGCCAGUUUCGGCAUCACCCAGUCGCAAAUGGACUCCACCACCGAGUCGAAAUCUUGUACGGCCUACACGCGCUACGUGCUCGACAUUGGUCAGACGCAGGACUACUUUGCGUUGCAGGUCGCCAUGGCGCCAUGUCUGCUGGGUUACCGCCAUGUCGCAGUGCGCCUUGAGAAGGAGUACUCCGCCACCGCCCAGGAGAAUAUGUACUGGAAGUGGGUGCAGAGUUAUGCGGGUGAUGACUAUGGCGGUGCGUAUCGUGAGGGGAGAGAACUGCUAGAGAAGUAUGCCAUCAAACAGAGUGCCAGCAGGAUUAAAGAGUUGGUUGAGGUGUUUUCGAAAGCCACCAAGCUGGAGGAGGGGUUCUGGACUAUGGGGUUGGAGAGGAUGUAG
This is a messenger RNA of Morchella sextelata, 1497 nucleotides long. RefSeq lists its product as uncharacterized. Bases 1 to 1497 code for a protein of 498 amino acids. Gene Ontology annotation, molecular function: hydroxymethylpyrimidine kinase activity; thiaminase activity; phosphomethylpyrimidine kinase activity. Gene Ontology annotation, cellular component: cytosol. Gene Ontology annotation, biological process: thiamine biosynthetic process. The record is from RefSeq and is a predicted model, not a curated record. NCBI's taxonomy places the organism in Eukaryota, Fungi, Ascomycota, Pezizomycetes, Pezizales, Morchellaceae. The transcript has 9 exons.